Messenger RNA from Hevea brasiliensis (rubber tree), 2732 nucleotides. Its product is annotated as protein PSK SIMULATOR 1. The record is from RefSeq and is a predicted model, not a curated record. The transcript has 14 exons. NCBI's taxonomy places the organism in Eukaryota, Viridiplantae, Streptophyta, Magnoliopsida, Malpighiales, Euphorbiaceae. Gene Ontology annotation, biological process: positive regulation of growth. Bases 502 to 2463 code for a protein of 653 amino acids.
CUCUCUCUCUCUCUCUCUCUCUACUGUUUUGCAAUGUGUAUGAUUUGGUUUUGACAGUGCAAACAGAGGCUCACAACAAGCCUAGACUCUCUGUCUGCUUCUCUUCACUCUUCUUCCUCACACUUCUCUGCCCUUUUCCGUUAUAUCUCUCUCUAAAGCUUCCGUCUUUGUUUAUGCAUUUUCUGAUCUCUCUCUACAGUCUUGUCUGUGUCUCUGUCCUUUUUGUACUUAUUAGAAGCAAAUACGAACUGGAAUCUCCUCUAUCUUCUCGCAGAUCUCUAUCUCUGCCUGUAUUGGAGACUUGUUGUUAAUGGAUUGGAGUUCUAAUGGUGAUCAAAAUCGGUACUGUGGUAAUUUUAAUGCGGCAAGGGACUGCAUUUUUGGUUUCGAAGUGAUAUAGAUGAAUCCUGCGGAAUAUUGGAAAAGGAUAAACAAACUUCUUGGUUUUUGCAUGGAAAUUUGGGCAAAAGUUGAAUUAUAUAAUUCAAAGUGAUCAUUGCAAUGGGGGGGCUUUGCUCGAGGAGUUCGGCUGUAGAUAACGCUCCCGGUGGACGCUUUCCGCAUGUGAAUGGUCAUCUUAGUGCCACUGGCUUGGUUUAUCAGUCUGGUGAAUUGAAAAUAAAUAGCAAUACAAUUACAUCUCCAGUUGAGGAGAAUGUUGAAAAUAAGCAAGUAAGAGAACACAUUUCAUUUCCAGAGGUAAAUGUGGUUCCACCAUAUGGGAUGAGCGGGGAUGAUAUUGAUGAUGGUAUUCCUCGUUUGUCAAGGGCUCUAUCAAAUAAAUCUAGAUCAACCAAGUCUAAGCAGGCAACUGUUGCAAAGGUUUCAGAAGUGAGCUCACUUUUAGGCAGAGCUGGGACUGCUGGGCUUGGUAAGGCAGUGGAAGUGUUGGACACACUUGGCAGUAGCAUGACAAAUUUAAAUCUCAGCAGUGGUUUUACCUCUGGAGUGACUACGAAAGGGAAUAAAAUUUCAAUUUUGGCAUUUGAAGUUGCUAAUACAAUUGUUAAGGGAGCCAAUCUGAUGCAAUCCCUUUCAAAAGAAAAUAUUAAGCAUUUAAAAGAGGUUGUGCUUCCAUCAGAAGGGGUUCAAAAUUUAAUAUCAAGAGAUAUGGAAGAACUCUUGAGAACUGCAGCUACUGACAAGAGAGAAGAAUUGAAAGUUUUUUCUGGAGAAGUGGUACGUUUUGGUAAUCGUUGCAAAGAUCCUCAAUGGCACAACUUGGACCGUUAUUUUGAAAAGUUGGGUACAGAACUCACACCUGAGAAGCAAUUGAAGGAAGAAGCAGAUAUGGUGAUGCAGCAACUGAUGACUUUGGUUCAAUAUACAGCUGAAUUAUAUCAUGAAAUGCAUGCCUUGGACAGAUUUGAGCAAGAUUACCGGCGUAAGCUUCAAGAAGAUGAUAGCACAAAUGGUCCCCAAAGAGGUGACAGCCUUGCAAUUUUGAGGGCAGAGUUAAAGUCUCAAAGGAAGCAUGUGAAAGGUUUGAAGAAGAAAUCACUUUGGUCCAAGAUUUUGGAAGAGGUAAUGGAAAAGCUGGUAGAUAUUGUCCAUUUCUUGCAUUUGGAGAUCCAUGAAGCUUUUGGUAGUGCUGAUGGUGAUAGACCAGUAAAAGGUUCUUUGAGCAAUCACAAAAGAUUGGGCUCUGCUGGUCUUGCAUUGCAUUAUGCAAAUAUUAUCACUCAAAUUGAUACUCUGGUGUCCCGAUCAAGUUCUGUCCCUCCAAAUACAAGGGAUGCCUUGUAUCAAGGGCUUCCACCCAAUAUCAAAUCUGCUCUGCGCUCCAAAUUACAGACAUUCCAUGUAAAGGAAGAGCUUGCAGUUGCCCAAAUCAAAGCUGAAAUGGAGAAAACUUUGCAGUGGCUUGUUCCAAUUGCUAGUAACACAACCAAGGCUCAUCACGGAUUUGGUUGGGUUGGAGAAUGGGCAAAUACGGGGUCUGAGGUGAAUCGGAAACCUACUGGACAGACAGACUUGCUCAGAAUUGAGACCCUACACCAUGCAGAUAAAGAGAAGACUGAAUCUUACAUUCUUGAAUUGGUGGUUUGGCUUCACCAUCUUGUGAGCAAAGCAAGGGCAAACAAUGGUGGAAUCAGAUCUCCAGUAAAAUCUCCAAUUCGAUCACCCAAUCAGAAGAUGAUUCAGUUAUCUACCGACAAGCCGAACUCUUCAUCCCCCAUGCUGACAGUUGAAGAUCAAGAGAUGCUUCGAGAUGUGAGCAAGAGGAAAAAGACACCUGGGAUAAGCAAGAGUCAGGAAUUUGAUACUGCAAAAACCAGGUUAAGCAAACACCAUAGGCUGAGCAAGAGUAGUAGCCACUCACCAAUGAGUGAAAGUAAAAAAGAUCCUUUCCCUAUAAGGAGGCUCUCAUCUGUGCCUGUCUUCGACUUUGACAUAGACCGAAUUAAAGCUAUGGAUGUUAUUGAUCGAGUGGACACAAUUAGAAGUUCAUGCCAAUCAUGAUUUUGAGGCCAAGAAAGAGGCUUGUGCUUGUGGAGAACGAUCCCAUCUGAUGCAAUGGUUUCUGGUGGGGGAGAUUUUAUGUCUGUUACUGGGCUUAUGAUGAGUGGUGCAAGUCAUUGUUUUUUUGUAUGUUAGAAUUUAAGGUGAUAAAUGUUUUGCUUAAGGGAAAUUAAUUGUUCUGGAAAAUAUCAGGCUAUAGUUUCUGCUUAGUCCUAUGUGUACAGAAUGCUUGAAUGAUUUUAUAAUAAUUUAAAGUUCAAAUUUUUUUC